Triticum turgidum subsp. durum (durum wheat) is the source of this 708-nucleotide messenger RNA. NCBI's taxonomy places the organism in Eukaryota, Viridiplantae, Streptophyta, Magnoliopsida, Poales, Poaceae. The record is from the annotation of a GenBank genome assembly.
AUGGAGAUGCCUUGUGAACAGCCGGCGGUCAAGCUCAUCGGCUGGCUCAGCCCGUACGUGCACCGCGCCGAGGUGGCGCUGCGCCUCAAGGGCGUCCCCUACGACCUCCUCCACGACGACAUGGCCAGCAAGAGCGACCUGCUGCUCGCCCACAACCCCGUCCACAAGAAGGUCCCCGUCCUCCUCCACGGCCACCGCUCCAUCGCCGAAUCUCUCGUCAUCGUCGAGUACGUCGACGAGGCCUUCCCCGCCGGCCCGCCGCUGCUCCCCUCUGACCCGCUCGCCCGCGCCAACGCCCGCUUCUGGGCCCGCUUCCUCGACGACAAGUGCUGGAAGGCCCUGUGGGUGGCGCUCUGGGCGGAGCCCGGCGAGGCGCAGGCGGCGGCGGCGAGGGAGGCCAAGGAGGGCCUGGCGCUGCUGGAGGCGCAGCUGCCGGAGGGGAAGCGCUUCUUCGGCGGCGACGCCAUCGGCCUCCUCGAUAUCGCCGCCAGCGGGCUGGCACGGUGGCUGGGGGUGUUCGAGGAGAUGGCCGGGGUGCGGCUGCUCACCGAGGAGGAGCACCCGGCGCUGUGCCGGUGGGCGAGGGCGUACGCGGCGGACCAGACCGCGCAGCAGUGCCUGCCCGACAGGGACCUCGUGCUCGCCGUCCUGACGCCCAGGAGGGACAUGUUCGUGUCCACGGCCAAGGCCAUGGCCGCGCACAAGUAG